Messenger RNA from Capsella rubella, 4449 nucleotides. Its product is annotated as DNA replication ATP-dependent helicase/nuclease DNA2. Gene Ontology annotation, cellular component: cytoplasm. The transcript has 35 exons. The record is from RefSeq and is a predicted model, not a curated record. The coding region runs from base 284 to 4297 and encodes 1337 amino acids. Gene Ontology annotation, biological process: replication fork reversal. NCBI's taxonomy places the organism in Eukaryota, Viridiplantae, Streptophyta, Magnoliopsida, Brassicales, Brassicaceae. Gene Ontology annotation, molecular function: single-stranded DNA helicase activity; 5'-flap endonuclease activity.
CUUCACUUCCCGACUCUCUCGCUCACUGCUUCGCUCGCCGUCGCUUGCCCCGUCGCCAUCGUUUUUGACUUCUCAGUAUUCAUUAUAGAUUCUGGGGUUCUGAAUUCUCAACUUGGUCUGGGAAGCUUCUCUGCUGCGUCUAAGUUUGUGGAAGCUCCACUAAGUCUAGAAUUUACUGGACUUUCUGAAUUACCGGGGAUGCUUCGUCAACCACUUUCAGGAUUUGUUGUUUGAUUCGCUGAGCGUGAUCGUGAGUAAAGAAUUUCAGGGUUGGCCAUUGGAAAUGCCACCAAGAAAGAAGCCAAAGUCUUCAGCUUCGAAACUAAACAAACAGUCUUCAGCAAAUUCGUCACAACCUCCCAACUUGGGCAUCCAGCAGUUGUUCCUUCGACAUAUUCAGAACUCCCAAUCAACUUCAAACUCUCAUACCACCACUGCUGACCCACUUGAUCAACAGAAUGUGAAUGGUCUUGCCUCUGACACUGCAGUUUUAACGCCUCAAAACCCUCUAGCCACCUUGGAUGAGACACCUGAUGAGUCCAAAGAUAUGGACCAGCAGCGAAUCACAGAGGCAUCUCCUGAGAUCUCCAAGACCUUUAAGCGCUUCAAAUACUCUCCUGGAAUGCUGAUAAAGCCAAGUCAAGAUGAUGGUGUCGAACCGAUAACUUGGAAAUUCUCUCCUGUAAAUGAAAGACUUCGGGCAGCGGCCAAGCAAAUUCCUAAGAUGAUGGAGUUGACAGAAAAUUCACUAGGGAUGAAAGCUUCUACCAUUCGUCCUUGCUCUCUCGACAAGACACAAUGUCCUACAUCAGGUAUAACUUCCAAGGUCGAGCAGUGGUUAUCUUCACCCUCAAAAAAAAAUUCCAAAAGACCAGAUUUUGCAGCAAAUAGAGUCAUGGAAAGGGUAAAACCUUCCCCAGAUGGGGAGUUUGAAAUUGUAAACACUUCUAAUAGUGGAAACAGUCCUUUCCAGACCCCACCGUCACUUUCAUGUCCUCACAACAAGCUUUCUUGUACUGUAACAUGCAGUGUAGCUUGUGGAUUAACGGGGGCUGGACAACAUAAAAAGGCCUUGCUUGAACUGUUAGAUCAAGUGGAGGAUGUCAUCUCAGUUGAUGAUAAAACAGCUGAUGAUGUGGGGACUGUGAUACCCCAAGUUCGAGUUGAAAAUGAUAGCAUCUGUUCUGUCGUUGACUACCCUGUAAAUGAAGGGCUGAUGGCUCUACCAAAAAAGCAUUCUUCGAUAAGUCCAGAUAGCUAUUUCCUUGUAUUGGAGGUAUCCGAAAAACUUGGUUUGGCGGGAUCAACCAGGGCUCAUUGUCCUUAUAAGGUUCUUCGCCUGCUAGACGAGAACUCUGGAGUAGAAUGUGCUUUGUAUCUCUGGGAUGAAUGGUCUUACAGCACUCUUUCACCAGGAGAUUCAAUCAAUGUUAUUGGAGAAUUUGAUGGGGAUGGCAAGUGUGACGUGGACCAUCAAAAUAAUUUCUUAAUUGUUCACCCUGACACCCUUAUUGCUGGAACUAGGGUUGCAGGAAGUUUUGGUUGCCCAAGGCGAACCGUGCUAGAUGAGAGGCUCAGAUCCAAUGAACACGCAGCAGUAGCCUUAAAUGGAACCUUGCUACACCAAAUUUUUCAGGCUGGUCUCACGCAAGAGACUCCAUCUGUAGAUGGUUUGCAAGAAUAUGCGAGCAUAGUGAUUAAGAAAAAUAUUGAGAGCUUAUAUGCAUGUGGAGUACAUGAAAGAGAUAUGAAAGCAACUUUAUUUGGAGCAAUCCCAAAAAUGUUGGAUUGGAUUCGUCAUUUCCGAUAUUCGAAGGACUCAGGUCGUUAUAAAGAGGACUCAGGGAUACAAAAAGUUGAUUUCGGUUCUACGACUGGGCUGAAACAAGUUAAUAUAUCAGAGGUUAUUGAUAUUGAGGAGAUGUCAUGGGCCCCUAAGUAUGGUCUGAAAGGGAUGAUUGAUGCUUCAGUUAGAGUGAUAGUUGAAUCCGACAUGAACACAGUAAAUGAGAAGAUAAUGCCCCUUGAGUUUAAGUCUGGAAAAGCUCCUAGUGGUCAGUCAUCAAUGGAACAUUCCGCACAGGUGAUCUUGUACACGCUCCUGAUGUCUGAGAGGUACCUGAAGCAUAUCGAUAAUGGCCUUCUGUACUAUCUUCAGUCAGAGCAGACACAGGGAAUUUCUGUUCAAAGAUCAGAUUUGGUGGGUCUGAUUAUUCGUCGUAAUGAACUAGCAAAUGAUAUCCUUGUGGCGUUAACAACCCAAAAACUGCCGCCAAUGUUACGGAAUCCCAACAUGUGCCGGAACUGUCGACAUCUGGAUGUUUGCACGAUUUACCACAAGGCAGAUGGUGGAAAUGCAGAGAGUAGCGGACUUGGUGAUAUCUUUGACACGCAUGUUUCUCAUCUUUCAAAUUUGCAUUUCAAUUUCCUUCAACACUGGGACAGGCUGAUUGACUUGGAAGCUAGAGAGAUGCAGCUUCUACGGAAAGACAUUGUGCAUCCACAUGGUUCAAAGGGCAGCCAUUCAGCCAAUUAUCUUUCUUCUAUGGUUCUUGACAUGACAAACGACUUUCCGCAACAUAACUCUCAUAAAGAAACAAGAUUCAUCUAUCGUUUUGUACGUCAAAACUUAUCAAAAUCUAGAGAAAGAGUACCCAUCGAAGAUACAAUUAGGACGGGAACCCCCGCAACUGAUGACCUGGAUUGCAAACUUAGAACUGGAGAUCGUGUGAUUCUUCGCACAGAAGUCAGCCACCUGACAGUUGCAAAUGGGAUUAUAUCAGAUAUUAGUCGCAAUCAUGUAUCAGUUUCUUUAUCCAAGCGAUUACGUCUUCCAUGGAGCGAACCUUCUUCUGAGGCAUCUAAUCUCUCUCAUGAGUUAUGGAGAAUUUGCAAGGAUGAAUUCAUGACAUCUUUUUUGGUUAUGAGGUUCAAUCUCAUGCAGCUUUUCAUACAAAAUGGACAUAGCAUCAGGAAUAUGAUUGUGGAUCUUGAGCCUCCUAGAUUUGACAAUGGAUCUAUACUGAGCCAGGAUCCUGCAAUCUCAUAUGUAUGGUCAGAAAAAAGUUUAAAUAAUGAUCAGCGCCAAGCCAUACUUAAGAUACUCACUGCAAAGGACUAUGCGUUGAUAUUGGGAAUGCCUGGAACUGGAAAAACCUCCACAAUGGUCCAUGCUGUGAAAGCUUUGUUGAUCAGAGGUUCAUCUAUUCUGCUUGCAUCUUACACCAACUCUGCUGUUGAUAAUCUACUUAUCAAAUUAAAAGCGCAGGGAAUUGAAUUUCUACGUAUUGGUAGAGAUGAGGCUGUACAUGAAGAAGUAAGAGAGAGUUGCUUUUCAGCUAUGGAUAUGUGCAGUGUCGAGGACAUCAAGAAAAAGUUGGACCAGGUCAAAGUUGUGGCCUCUACUUGUUUGGGAAUCAAUAGUCCCUUGCUUGUGAAUAGGCGGUUUGACGUAUGCAUAAUUGAUGAAGCUGGCCAGAUUGCACUCCCUGUUUCGAUAGGACCCUUGCUGUUCGCUUCUACGUUUGUACUUGUUGGUGACCACUACCAACUACCGCCACUAGUGCAGAGUACCGAGGCUAGAGAGAAUGGGAUGGGAAUAAGCUUGUUUCGCAGGUUAUCAGAAGCUCAUCCUCAGGCAAUUUCAGUGUUACAAAACCAGUACCGAAUGUGUCAAGGUAUUAUGGAACUAUCAAAUGCUCUGAUAUAUGGAGACAGGUUAUGCUGUGGUUCUACUGAAGUAGCUAAUGCCACACUUGUGCUUCCUACUUGUAAUUUGACUUCAUCAUGGCUUAAAAAGGUUCUGGAGCCAACCAGAACAGUUGUAUUUGUUAAUACAGAUAUGCUGCGUGCUUUUGAAGCUAGGGAUCAGAAUGCGAUCAACAAUCCAGUUGAAGCUUCCAUAAUAGCUGAGAUUGUAGAGGAGCUAGUUAACAAUGGAGUAAAUGGUAAAGAUAUUGGAAUCAUUACUCCUUAUAACUCACAAGUGAGCCUCAUUCAACACGCCAUUCCGACGACUUCUGUGGAGAUACAUACUAUAGACAAGUAUCAGGGAAGAGAUAAGGACUGCAUAUUGGUAUCUUUUGUGAGAUCACGGGAGAAACCAAGGAGCUCUGCAUCCUCACUGCUCGGAGAUUGGCAUAGGAUCAAUGUUGCUUUGACACGUGCAAAGAAAAAGUUGAUAAUGGUGGGAUCACAAAGAACACUUUCAAAAGUUCCGCUUUUGAUGCUUCUGUUGAACAAGGUUAAGGAGCAGUCAGGUAUCUUGACUCUUUUGCCGGGGGAUCUAAAGCCAUAACAACUCAUCAAGAAACGUUCAAAUAUCACAGUAUAAUUUGUAUCACAGUAUAAUUUGUAUCUCUCUUUUUGUCCAAAAGGAAUGAUAAAUGUGUUUAAUCGAUCUACUUUCUGAGUCUGAUUUUGUUAAAAGAAAGUUUCAAUUGAAGGUUA